UCUUGAUUGCGCAUGUCUUAUUUACCUGAGCAAUGAUGGCGGACAAAAAUUCUUCUGUGUGCAAACAUGUUUAAAUAUUUCUUGGUUACUUGAUUUUUGUCGUACAUUUGGACAGUUGUGUAAAGAUACUUCUUCCGCCUAGUAAUAUUGAAAUGGAUAGAGGCAGGAAAAAAUCCGGGAAACAGGAGGACUCUCCUUUGGUACAAGCUGCAAAGGAGGAGGUUUUGCCAGGUUAUGAAGAAUAUCUUGUACUGUUGCAGGAAAGGAACAGGUUAUUGAAGCGACUCAGACAGAAAGACAAGAACAAGAUAGAUCAAGAGAGGAGAGAGCAGGGUUUUUCACUGUAUGUUAAUGGUCCACAUAAAGAUGGUAAACCUACAUCGAAAUCCCCAGGUAAACAGGCAACAAUCCCCACACAGCCAGCUCCAAAAACAUCUAGAAAACCAAAAACAGCUGGAGAGUACCCAAGGAAUCAAAAUGUUUUGGACAACAGAGCCCUCGAAGAAAUAACACGGCAAGAAUUGGAGCGACAGAAAGAGAUGUCCCGUGCCAAGACUGCACCAAGUGCACGUGAGAGAAGACGUAAUUGGAAUGUUGACUCAUCAGUAGAAAUACGUACAACAAAAGGAGGCCAAAAAAUAAAAGCUCCAGAAAUUUUGUCUGGACGUUAUGCUGAUGAUUUUGAACCAGCUGAAGAGUCUGAUGAAUUUAGAAGCAGUGAUGAUGAAAAUAGUGCUGAUGAAUCUCCAGCUCAGUCUAAAUAUAAGAAACCUGUUAGAAAACCACCUCCUCCUAGAGAAAGUGACAUGUUUAACAGUAGUGAUAGUUAUAACAGUGAGGAGGACAGUCUGGGACAGGAUUCAGAGGGAGAUGAUCUAGAAAUUGAUGCCUCCAAGUUCUCCAGACAAUCUAACUCUUCACCAAGAAAAUCACAAAAAGCUUCAUCUAGAAAAGGGAGACAAACCAGGAAUGACUCGGAUGAUGACGAUGAUGGUUUUGGAGGAAGUGAGAAAUUACUUCUCAGUAUGAAAGAGCUAAAGACUUUGAGGCAAAGUUUGGUGAAAAAUGCCACAAUAAGACAAAGUUUAGCAAGAGAUAACUCUAGUGAAGAUGACUUCAUCCCAGAGUCACCUAUACCUGAAGUAGAGGAAGAUCUUCCAUCUGAUGAUGACUAUUCCCCAGAAGACAGUCCACGGAGAAACAUUAACCUCAAUAAACCAACCAUGAAACCUAAUGAUACCAUUGUACUAGAGUUUGGUGGUUCUGGAAACUCAUCCAAUAAAAAAAUAGAGAAGAAUUUAAGUGCAGCACGUAGGAAGGAUUUAGAUGAAGGAGAGUACAGCAGUAAUAUUGGCCGACAGAGACCUUCUUCCGAGAAACAAAACAAAAUCCCUCCCAAAGUUGUAGAACGGUCACAGUCUGCUAAAACACUGCUUUCAGAUAAUGCAGGUAAGAAGUCAGUACGUCCUUUAUCAGCUAACAGACGCACACCUGACCAGGUUUGGACUGACCCAGACAACGAGGCAUCAGCUGUCAUGGCUGCCCUGAAACAAGAAAAUGCUCAGGCCUCAAAACAUAAACAGACACCAAGACAGAGGUCUUCGCCCAAUGUUUUAGGAUCUAACAAAAGCAAGCCACAAUAUGAUCGGUCAGAGAUGCCACCAAGGUCACACCAGGUGAGGCAGUCAGAGAGUCCAAGAUCCAGUGUGAGUUCAAGCAGCACUGAACCCCUUGUGCCAAUGGAAAAAAUAAAUCAGAUUAUGGAAAAGGUUUUGAGGAUGAGUCCAAGACAUCAAAGACGAUUGGUGAACAUGCUAGGUAAGAUAGAGAAGUCAGUUGUCACAGAAAGUCUGGAAAAUCCAAUACCUAAACCUCGCAGUAAACCCAGAACUUCCUCUGAUGGUCCAAUGAGAGCUGUUCAUAGAUCUACUAACAAGAAGUCGUCAGAGGAUGAGAGUGUAAUAGAGAUACAUAUAGAGGUGACCUCUAACUGGGGUCAUUCUAUGCGACUAGGACUCACUGAGAUACAGGUGUAUGACCAGAACAACACUUUGUUACCUAUAAGCGCUGCUGAUGUCACAGUUCAUGGUGCUGAAGAAUGUAAGGGCACUCUUGAUCUACUCUUUAAUGGAAAAUUCAAGACAAAUAAGGAGAGGAAUAUGUGGAGUUGCCGGUAUCAUGCUAGAAGACCAGUAGAGUUUAUGAUCAAUGUUAGAAAUCCAAAUCCAAAAUCAGGGGAGGUGUUCUCCCUAUCUCAGAUGAAAAUAUGGAACUUUAAUAAGAGUAUAGCUGAACUUGAUAUAGGGGUUAAAGAUGUAAGGGUAUUUGUUGGUACUGAACUAGUCUUUUCUGGGCCAGUAGAGAAAGGAUGUGGAAAUCAAGUGUUUGAUUAUUGUCAUGUGAUACCAUUGAAACCUCAAGGUGCUCUCAAAAAUGGCUCAAACCCGGAAAUAGAGGUAGAAAAAGCCGAUUCUCCAGAAGUGCCAGUUCCAAAGAAAAGGAGUAGUGCUGUAAGUUCUAGUUCUACAGAAAAGAUAAAUAGAAAGAGAAUGAUAGAAGAGAGAAGGAAGGAAAAUUUAACAGGAAGUUCUAGUAGAGACAGUGUUGAACAGUCUGUGGAUAAAAGUCGUAACCGGCCACCUGUUUCACCAAGAGGUGAAAGGUCACCAUCCCCUGCUCCAAAGUUUCCUGUGAAUAAAUCACCAAGGGAACCAGCAUCUGUCAAUCAUCGUAGUAUUUCACCCCGUCCAAGUCAAGAUCGUAAGAAAACGUUCCGUAGUAUUAGCAUGUCAUCACAGUCUUCAGCAUCGUCAGGUGGUGAAUCAGCACCUAAUUCCAGACCGACUUCUGGGUUGAAGAGCCCUGCUGCACGUAGUGAAACAAGGACGAUAAAUCAUCCUGUCCUAGGAAAGAAUGCCUCAUAUAGUAACCAGGGGUCAGACAGCCUCAGUGAAAAUGAAGAUGGUCCUGGUAAAGGACAUAUGCCAGGCAAGAUGCGAGGUGUCAAGACUCCAAGAAAAUCAAAAAGAAUGGCAGCCAGACUUGAUGGUCUUGGUUCAACUGAUGUUGACAGCUCAAAAUCUCUUUCUGAAAGCACAGAGAAAAAACUACCACCUCCUUUACCUCCAAGAAAGUCAGAAGAAAAAGUUGCUAAGAAACCGGUUCAGAAAUCUAGUGAAGACAAAUCCCAGAAGGCCAGUGUACAAGCUAGUAAAGGAAGUAACAAAACUGGUAAAUCUACUGGUAAUAAAGACAAUGUGAUAGAUGAAAAGAAAGUGGUCGCUGAUCUAGCCAAGAAACAAGAAUCAGAGAGUGAACUGGAGGAAACGCUGAAAGCAGGUGGGAACACUACAGUAUCAUCAUCAGUAUCUGUAGCCUCUAGUCAGGAUGAUACACCAAUGUUACAAAAACUUAAAGAUAUGAAUAAAAAAGACCAGACUAAUUCAAGGAAGAAGGAUGUUCCAAGAUGGUUAAAACAAGAAGAUAUUUCAGGUCCAUUUGAGAACCCACCAGAGAGUCGAGAUGGUGUCAGGCCCGAGCCAGUGAAAGUAGAGGUACAGAAACCACCACCUACACAAGAGGAGAUAAAUAUGCUGAUUGAUGAAGAGAUGUCUCUCUUCCCAGAACAAAAAAAAAGUGCUAAAGAACCAGAGCAUGCCAUGGAUACAUCAGAGGGUGACAACACCCCUAUGUCAAGGAUACAGAAGAAUCGUUCUAAAUGGCGAGAAAAUCCAAGUAUGAAUUUAGAAGAAUCUUGGGGGUCAUUAUCUCAGUUCAACAAGUGCCAACGUGGUCGCCUAUCUUUGGAUAUGGAUGAUGAUGUUUUGGAUGAGUACAUUAAUAAAGCUGCCAAACUUGCUGGAUUGCCAACAGAACCUGCCAUCCCUGAAGAAGAAGGUACAAUGGAACAGCCUGCAAACAUGAGUAUAGAUGACUCAGAUGAUGAGAUGUUUACUAUACCAGAGUUACCAUAUGGUCGUGAACUGGUGAUGAACAUUCGUACUACAUGGGGAGAUAAACAUUAUGUUGGUUUUACUGGCAUUGAAGUUUUCUCUUCUACAGGAGAACAAGUAUCUAUAACAAAGAUCCAUGCAGAUCCGAGUGAUAUCAAUAUAUUAUCAGAAUAUAACAAGGAUCCUCGAGUAGUGAAGAACCUGAUUGAUGGGACUAACAGAACACGUGAUGAUAUACACAUGUGGUUAGCUCCUUAUACAGCCGGCAAAGAUCAUCUUGUAUUCUUUACAUUAGAGAAAGCUUGUAAAAUUGCCCUUAUUAGAAUAUGGAACUACAAUAAGUCACGUAUUCACUCAUACCGUGGUGCCAAAGAUGUGAUAAUGACCCUAGAUUCAUCUGUGAUAUUUAAAGGAGAGAUUGCUAGGGCAUGUGGUGGGGUAGAAGGUGGUACUGAAGCAUUUGGUGAUACAAUAUUGUUCACAACUGAUGAGGCUAUUUUGGAAGCUGUAUCACAGAAUGACGAGGCUUAUGAGGGCGAGAUGUUGAGUGAUGAUGAACCUUUUGAUGUAGAGAGACCAUCAACUGCUGAUGCUGGGGAUGAUAAGGAGAGGCCAUUUACUCGGGCAGUAGGCAAUAUUAAACAAUUAGAGAGAGAACCCACUGUGGCAUAUGAAGGAAACAUGAUGGUAUAUCAUGGAAGAUGUAUAGAGUUAAAUUUCACAGCAACAUGGGGAGAUCUUCAUUAUUUAGGACUGACGGGUCUGGAGGUGGUAGGUAAGGAAGGUGAAGCAAUACCUGUAAAUAUUGACAUGAUCUCGGCUAUCCCUAGAGAUGUUACAUCUUUACCUGGACAUGAGAGGGAUGAUAGAACUUUAGACAAAGUGAUAGAUGGAACAAAUGUGACAUUGUCUGAUGAGCAUAUGUGGCUGGUUCCCUUUGCUGAAGGCAAUAAUCAUGUUGUUACCAUAGACUUUGGUGAGAAAGUGUAUAUAGCCGGGCUACGGAUAUGGAAUUAUAACAAGAGCAAAGAAGACACAUAUAGAGGGGCUCGUAUUUUACAUGUAGCUAUAGAUAACAAGGUUGUUUCCCCUGAUGAUGGGUUUUUAGUUAGGAAAGGACUGGGUACCUGUCAUUUUGACUUUGCUCAAGAAAUAUCAUUCUCACCACAGUCCUGGAACCCUUCUGCUGGAUUGUCUGCUCUUGGACCAAGUCCAAGUAUAGAUGAGAGUCAGAAUUAUGAGGUUGUUCAAAUGCCAUGUGGAUUUAUUUACCAGUUACAGUUAUUUAGUACAUGGGGAGAUACCUACUAUGUUGGUCUAAAUGGUAUUGAACUUUUUGAUGGAAACUUACAGAAAAUACAGCUCACAGAAUCCAAUAUAUCAGCAUAUCCUGACAGUGUAAAUGUAUUAGAGAAGAUACAGAAUGAUGUUAGAACACCAGAUAAGUUGAUAGAUGGUGUAAAUGAUACAAUGGAUGGAGGUCAUAUGUGGCUAGCUCCAAUCCUCCCUGGACAUUUAAAUCGUGUGUAUGUGAUAUUUGACCAGCCUACCAGUAUAUCUAUGAUAAAGAUAUGGAACUACAGCAAGACUGCCAACAGAGGUGCUAAAGAUUUUGCUUUACUGGUAGAUGAUUUACUGGUAUAUAAUGGAGUAUUACAAGCAGUGACUACAGGUGCAAGGGGGAUACUACCUACAUGUGAAGGGCCACAAGCUUACCAUACCAUAUUGUUCACUAAUAAUAAAGACAUUCUUAGAAAGGAGAAAAAUACAAUUAUUAAUAAUCAUACAGGGGAGCAGGAUGUACAGAUGACCAAUGAUAAAAAGAUUGUUAGUCAUUAUAAUGACCCAAAGAAAGCUACAUCGGGUAAACCUGUAGAUCAAAAUUUGCGUCCUACAACAAGUGUGAUACAUUCAAAGAAAAGGAGAUGAAACUACUAGAUGACAUUGUCAGAGUUGAAUGAUCUUUCUACUGAUAUAUAGACAUAGAGAGUGUAUCUUCCAAGCUAGUGUUUAAAACUGCCAUGUUAUAAUUAAGUCCUUUGAAUAGACAAACCGCUGCAAACCUGUACUGAAACAUACAUGUAUAUUAUACAGUAUUAUGUAGUACUGUAGAUGUUGAAAAGUAAACUAUUGUUAUAGUUGUGCUUUUAUUUAAUCCAGCCAUGUGUCCCGUUAGAGAUUGCAAACAAAGCUCUACAGCUGAAAGUAUAUUCUAUUCUUUAAUUCUCAUUCAAUUUCAUCAGUUUUGUUGGCAUUAUACCCACAUACUGUUAGUCAACUUAUAUAUUGAGUAACUUGCUGAUAUUUACUCGCACAAAAACAACACACUGUUCAAAGAAUAUGCCUUUCUAUUUUAAGAGUAAUAUCACAAAGAGCAGCUAAAAAAUCAAUCUGUUAAAGUGGGUCUCUCAUUAGAUCUUAUACAGAAUCUGAAUCUCUCGCACUAAUAUUUUGUAUUCCUUUGCAUUUAAUGUUUAAAUUAAUAUUAAUUUUGAUUGUAAGAAAUGAAAAGUAAAUAUUUUCAUGAACAGAUUUUGAUAUUUCAUAAGCAUAUCUGAUUUUAUAUCCGUCCAUUAUUUUAAAGAAAUGUAAUGUAUUAUAAUAUAUAUAUGACUGUAGUUAAAUGUAUUGUAUAUUUCAUAGAAUAUUGUUUCCAUGGCAAUUGUCUUGCCAACAUUCAAUGGUUGGUAAAUGAUGAAUAAUAUAGGUUGUUCAUAGUCAAGAUGUAAUUUUGUACAUUAAGAAUGUCUAACUUCACUCUCCAUUCCAUUAACAUCAAUUAUGAUAAUCCAAACAAUUUGUCUUUAUAGUCCAAGGUAAUAAAAUUAUAAUAUUAUAUAAUUAAAAUAUUAAAUUAGACCUUUGAGUUAGCAUAAAUACAUUUUGAUGUUUUUAUGACUUUUUGUGCAUCAAGCCAUAUCAAGAUUGUACUCUCUUGAUGGAAAUAGAAAACAGCUCAACUUGUACCAAACAAUUUAUUUGGAUUUUUUUUCAGUUCUAUUUCUCGUUAUUUAUAUGCAUAAUGUUUAUGCCUUUCAAAGAAUUAUUUUGAGAAAUUUCUUUUAUUCAUGUGCCUAGACUGUAAAAUAGUAAUGCAUAUUAUUUAUUUCCGUAACUGGAUGUACAUAUUAAUGAUGCUCCCCCAUGUUUUAUUGUUGUAUAGUUAGAAAUCUACAUGUGAAGAGUAUUGUUACAUAUGCCUAACUUAAAUAUUUAUGUUACACAAUAAAAAGUUGAAAACUU
Ruditapes philippinarum (Manila clam) is the source of this 7196-nucleotide messenger RNA. RefSeq names its product katanin-interacting protein-like. The record is from RefSeq and is a predicted model, not a curated record. Lineage: Eukaryota; Metazoa; Mollusca; Bivalvia; Venerida; Veneridae. The transcript is spliced from 39 exons. Bases 153 to 5882 code for a protein of 1909 amino acids.